ACUGUCCAAAUCUCCUGAAUCAUCACACCAAUAUUUCCCCCCAAAUUCCUAUGCAUUUUCUCUCUUUAAUAAAAACCCCCUCCACCCUUCUCUAUUCUCCUCAUUCCAUUUCCCACCACAUCUUCCAAUUCCAACAUUUUCGACAAGCAAACAAACAAGAUAACAAAUACUUCGUAUUAAUUAAUACAAAUGGAUGCCCAAUUCCAUGUUCUUGCUGUUGAUGAUAGCAUCAUCGAUAGAAAACUGAUCGAGAGGCUCCUCAAAACCUCGUCUUUUCAAGUUACCGCAGUUGAUUCACCAAACAAGGCUCUAGAAUUCUUGGGUUUGAAGGGGAAUCAAGGUUGUUUCGACGAAUCAUUGGCGAACAAGGUUAACAUGAUAAUUACAGAUUACUCGAUGCCGGGAAUGACAGGUUAUGAUUUAUUGAGGAAGAUUAAGGAAUCGGAAAGGUUUAGGGAUAUCCCAGUUGUGAUUAUGUCAUCUGAAAAUAUUCCUGCAAGGAUUAACAGAUGUUUGGCUGAAGGAGCAGAGGAAUUCUUCUUGAAACCUGUACAAUUGUCUGAUGUUGAUAAACUUAAACCCCAUUUGUUGAGGAGCAAAGUCAAGGAUUUUUGCAAGUUUCAACAACAUAGGAGGUUGUUGACUUGGUAUUCUGAUAAUCAAAAUCUUUGCCAAAGAUGCAUAUAAAUGUCAGCAUCCUUUUUUGAGCGAGUUUUUUGGGAUCAUAACAAUGAUGAUGAUGAUGAUGAUGAUGAUGAGAUGAAUGGAAAUUGGGAUUGGGCUUUCGGCAACCUUAUCGCUAAUCGGUCCUGAAAUGAAUGAUAUGGAUAAAUGGAUCUUGGGUUGAAAAGCUAAUUGGAGAUUAAAUUGAGUUUGGCAUGGCCCCCAUUGGUUACAACUUACAAGGGUAUAUGAAUCAAAAGAAAAGUUAGAUGUGAAUUUGUUAACAAUAGUCAAAAUCAGAAAUUAGAGGUGUUCAUUUUUAAUGUGCGACAGUAAUUCUUUUAGAUUGUUUGAGAGGAAUUUUGUUAAUGAUCCUCUUUUCUAAAAUUACUUAUGUAUUUGUAAAUAUCAGACCUAAAUGAAUAAUCCUGCAAUCACAAAAACAAUGAAUUUUUGUUCCUCAAUUUUCAUUUUGA
Spinacia oleracea (spinach) is the source of this 1139-nucleotide messenger RNA. Its product is annotated as two-component response regulator ORR10. The coding region runs from base 190 to 687 and encodes 165 amino acids. NCBI's taxonomy places the organism in Eukaryota, Viridiplantae, Streptophyta, Magnoliopsida, Caryophyllales, Amaranthaceae. The transcript is spliced from 2 exons. The record is from RefSeq and is a predicted model, not a curated record. Gene Ontology annotation, biological process: phosphorelay signal transduction system; cytokinin-activated signaling pathway.